Cantharellus anzutake is the source of this 1125-nucleotide messenger RNA. RefSeq lists its product as uncharacterized. Lineage: Eukaryota; Fungi; Basidiomycota; Agaricomycetes; Cantharellales; Hydnaceae. The coding region runs from base 1 to 1125 and encodes 374 amino acids. The transcript is spliced from 5 exons. The record is from RefSeq and is a predicted model, not a curated record.
AUGGCACCCAAAAGGCCACGGGAUAACACUGGUGCGGCGGAUGCGUCCACAGACAUUCCUGCUCCUGAUACACCAGAUGCCGCUAUGACUGUUGUACGUCGUCUCGUGAAACAGUUCAGUCUCGAUGUUCAAAUAGAAGAUGACGACUCAGGUCUUUUCUCCAAAGUUACGUAUGGUGACGUCGCUCCUCUCGUCGGACUUGAACCCGGGAAUGCGUUGAAAGACAUUGGAACCUUCGAAAUCCACCGCUCUCGUAUUCCCACAGAUCUUUUCAAGUCGAUUGUGAUGGACCUAGAUAUCUUGUUAAUGCAGUACGGGCCCCCUCAUGAGCAUAAGACAGAAGAGGCGAGAUCGAGAUUCUUCUCUCCAAUUUUUAACCACCUCGUCAAGCUGUUCACUUUCACGCUAAGGAAUGACCCAGAGACCACAAUUUCCGGUCACAUUGCUACGCAGGGCUGCAUUGAAUACUACUUCAAAGCUUUUGGCGCUGUUGCGGUUCUGUUCGUCGAGAUAAAGCUGAGAGUGUUGAAUGAUGAGGAACGUUUGAAGGCUAUUGCCCAGGUUAUAGCCGAAGGCGAUGGUUGCGACGCCAGCAACCUCGCUCAAAAUUUUUCUCUACCCAUCCACUGCAUUUUCUUCGAUGGCUGGGCGUUCGAAUUUUUCAAGUACGAAAGAGCGCCAAAUCGAACUUUUUUACGUGGCUGCUUUCAUGGAGAUCCGAAGCACCUCCGGCGUGGCCUGGAAAUGCUUGACUUUGUCCGCAUGGAAACUCCUCUUCCCUGGAUUCUCCGGUUUCGCUGCAUAUGUGAGACCAUCUUUGACGUGAUGCUGAGUGCAUAUAUCGCAGGCUUGAAGGCGUAUAACAAUCGAUCGCUAGGAAAGGGGAAGAAGUGGGGUUUGACGGAUUUGGAUGAAUGGGAUAAGCCCCUUCAAUCGGCUGAAGAUGCGCUGGUUGCAUUCAGGAAGGCUGAGGAUCUGCGCGAGGGAGGUGAUCUUGAUGGUGCGGAUACGACCGUUGACAAGGCGCUUCUUGCGCUGCAGGAGAGUACAAGUGCAGUGCCCACUAUGUACGAAUCGCCACUCCUCAUGACUGCCUGGGAUAAUGCUGAGAUUAGGAAGGCGUGA